AUGAGUGCUUCAGAAGCAAGUCAGCUUGAUAUAAGACCACACCUGCAGAGUAAUCUGUCAGCAGGAACAAAAGCCGCAUUCCGCCGCACCCAAACUGGUUGUCGUACCUGCAGGUCAAGAAGAGUCAAAUGUGACGAGAGAAAGCCCGUCUGCUCCCAGUGUUGCAAAGGCAAUAGGGAUUGUCGUUGGCAAGGCCCUAACCAGAAGCGAGUAAGGCUGCCUCGGCGUCCUAAUUCCACAGCAUGUAUUCUUUGUCGAGAGAAAAAGCUUAAAUGUAUUGGGGAUGCCAACAACGCUUGUGAAACAUGCACUAGCAUGGGCGUCGCAUGUGUGCGGUCGUCAUCACGCACAAAACAUACAAGCAUAUUACAAGAUGCAAUUGCUUCGCCAGCCGGUCGCACCAGCAUAGAAAAAUUGUCACUCCUUCAUAUCUCCGCAGAUCAGAGUCCAGGGUUGAAGGACGCAGCGCCAUUAGGUCAUCUGCCAACACGGGGAGAACUAGAAGAGCUAAUUCACUUGUACUUUGCUUCCGUGCAUCAUUUUGGAUUUGUUGCAUUUAUCCAUCAACUGCAUUUCAAUCGCCUCCUCGCCGAAGGAAAAGCCCCUCGCGAAUUGACUCUUAUGAUGAUUGCUAGUGCCACAAGAUUUGCCAGGGAUCCUUCUCCAGAAAACUUAGCCAAGGCAGAUGCUUGGGCCGAUGCCGCUCUCGAAGCUCUGCUUCCACGGAUCUACCAGGGGUUUGGAGCGGUACAGCUUAUGGUAUGUUCUAGAUAUUGA
Messenger RNA from Penicillium brasilianum, 777 nucleotides. Lineage: Eukaryota; Fungi; Ascomycota; Eurotiomycetes; Eurotiales; Aspergillaceae. The record is from the annotation of a GenBank genome assembly.